Durio zibethinus is the source of this 2409-nucleotide messenger RNA. RefSeq names its product O-fucosyltransferase family protein. NCBI's taxonomy places the organism in Eukaryota, Viridiplantae, Streptophyta, Magnoliopsida, Malvales, Malvaceae. The record is from RefSeq and is a predicted model, not a curated record.
UCGUCGGCAGUGGAGAAGCAAAAGAGUGAAGGUGGAUGGCUAGCGAAUACAGUGUCCCCACUCCUCACGCGCACCUCCUUUAAAACUUCCGCUUCUGCAAAUCAAAGCAGCUGGCUUUUGUCCGUGACGUGAUCCCUACCACCAAAUAACCAAGCCAAUUCUUUUUUUUUUUUUUUUUUAAUUUUUUCCUUCGUUUUCGCUCGAAAUCCUUAUCUAAAAAAAACUCACCUUUUUUCUUUUUAUAUUAUUUCAUUUUCUUUUAAUUAGAAAACUCAGAUUUUCCCAACCUUUAGAAAAUUACUAUUAAAAGAAAAGAAAUGGAAAUGAGAAUCUGAAGGCAGUAAGGCACCGAUUAUUUUUAUUUUUUUGGAAAUAUGUGGCAUUUUUCUGCUGAAGAAUUAAGCGCUUGCUUUUGCCGACAGAUCGUUACUCAUUUCUAGGUUUUCUUGAUUAAAUCCGUUCUCAAAUGCACGGCCUAAGCCGCCUCGGCACCGGCAAUAACCGUUCGGUCUCCUCUUCACCGCCUACCUCGCCGCGGUUCCGCCGCGGACGUUACAAGAACAUUUCAGGUGGUGGUGGCGGAGGUGGACGUGGCGGGAAGCAGAGCGCGGCGGAUAAGAUAGUGUUCGUGUUGAUAUCCGCGGUGUUUCGAAGAAAAGGCAUGCUGUUGUUUGCACCGUUAUUGUAUAUUUCGGGAAUGUUGUUGUACAUGGGGUCGUUAGGUUUCGAUGUUGUGAGCUUGAAAAAUGCGGUUGUUGUUGUUCGUAGGCGUUUGCCGCCUGGCUCCGUUUACCGUAGUCCUCAGCUUUUUCAGAAUCUUUGGCCGUUUAUGGAGGCUGAUAGCAAUGCCAGUUACAAUGCGUUGAUGGCAACAUGGAAUAUGAAAAUGCAUCAAGGUUGGAAGCCAUGUGUCAACUCCAUUAUUUCUAAAACAGGUUUUUCAGAAUUGCCAAAGUCUAAUGGUUUCCUUAUAAUUGAAGCGAAUGGUGGCUUGAAUCAACAACGCUUAUCGAUAUGUGAUGCAGUGGCAGUUGCAUGGCUGCUAAAUGCAACUCUUGUCAUCCCAAUAUUUCAUUUAAACAGUGUUUGGCGAGAUUCCAGCAAGUUUGGAGAUAUAUUUGACGAAGAAUUCUUUAUACAUGCACUUAGAAAUCAUGUGAAUGUAGUCAGAGAGCUCCCUGCAGAUGUACUUAAGAGGUUUGACAAUAACAUUAGCAAUAUUGUUAAUUUGAGAGUAAAAGGUUGGUCGAGUCCGGCCCAUUAUCUCCAGAAGGUUCUUCCGAAACUAGAGGCAAUGGGGGCCGUUCGCAUUGCACCCUUUUCUAACAGGUUGGCGUAUUCAGUGCCUCCAACCAUACAAGGGCUUAGAUGCUUAUCCAAUUUUGAAGCCCUGAGGUUUUCAGAACCUAUAAAGACUCUUGCUGAUAAAAUGGUUGAGAGGAUGGUCAAGAAUAGCUCCCAUAGUGGAGGAAAAUAUGUUUCAGUGCAUCUUCGGUUUGAAAUGGAUAUGGUCGCAUUUUCAUGCUGUGAAUAUGAUGGCGGGGAAGAAGAGAGACAUGAGAUGGAUAUUGCGCGAGAAAAAAGUUGGAGAGGAAAAUUUAGGCGAAGGGGCAGAGUUAUAAGGCCAAGUGCAAAUCGUAUGGAUGGAAAAUGCCCUUUAACUCCUUUGGAGGUGGGAAUGAUGCUUAGGGGCAUGGGUUUCGAUAAAAAUACAUCAAUAUUUGUUGCUGCAGGAAAUAUUUACAAAGCAGAAAAAUACAUGGCUCCUCUUAAACAGAUGUUUCCACUUCUAGAAACAAAGGAUACACUGGCUACUCCAGAAGAACUUGCUACAUUCAAGGGCCACUCAUCUAGGUUGGCAGCACUUGACUACACGGUUUGCCUUCACAGUGAAGUAUUUGUCACGACACAAGGUGGAAACUUCCCCCAUUUCUUAAUGGGUCACAGACGCUAUUUAUAUGGAGGACAUGCGAAAACAAUUAAGCCUGACAAGAGGAAAUUAGCACUGCUAUUUGAUAGCCCUCAUAUCAGGUGGGAAACUUUCAAACGGCAGAUGAAAGAUAUGCUUCGCCAUAGUGAUAUGAAGGGAAGUGAAUUGAAGAAACCCAGCGGUUCAGUCUACACAUUUCCCAUGCCAGAUUGCAUGUGUAAACAAACAGAAGCAAUAAAUGAAAUCGGUAACACAACGAAUCUGGAUUAAGAUUUUCCACAACCUGUAACUUAUAGUGUAUCAUGCAAUCAAGUUCUAUAGUUCUACGUGAUUAAUUCUUUUGAUUUGUUUAGGUAAUAGUUUCAGGUUUUGAUUCUUUUAAGAUUCAAAUUUUUUUCAUCAUAAUUUAGCACACUGUAAAAUCGGUUGUAUAUGACACAAUAACAGUUUAUUGGAACUCCCAUAUUCAUCUUGCAUUA